GGAAGAGCGCAGCGAACGUGUGCCAAAUACAUACUACUCCCGAGUGACAACGUGAUUACUCCCGCGUCUAACAACAUUACCUAAUACUAUUUCGUAAAGUUGGACGCAUAUCAAAAUAAAAACUUUGAACUGUGUUGUGUUUGUUACUGAAGGGAUUUUGGUGUCUCAACAUGUUGGACAAGUCUAUCCUUGGUGGUAGUUGGGAGAGCGUGGUGUCGAGAGAUGACUACGAGAUUGACUACAGCCCGAGCCCAAGAGGGUCUCCGUUGAAAGACACAUCCAACAUUCAAGAUGAUCAACCAUACUGCAUCAGCCGUCACAAUCCAAAUAAAACAUUCCGUCGCGAGUCUGUCAUUGCAUCGUGGAAGAGUUUGAAGAAAGAAAGAGAGCAGGCAUUAGGAAAACGUAUUAUAUACGUCGAUGCUGACAAUUACCAGGAUUACUAUGGACGGAAUAAAGUCAAGCGAUGCAAAAGUGAAAGGACUGCCAAUGCUCCUCGAGUACCGAAGAAAGUGAAACGUACUUACUCUGUUCUCUACAGAUAUGACCCCAGAGAAGAGAAGGUGGUUAAAGAAUAUAAAUAUCAGUUACCCAAGGAGCCAGAUAUGCCAGUUCAUACUCCUUUACAAAAAUCAUUUUCGGAACCAUUCCUGGGACCAGAGAGGACGCCGAAGAAAAAAGUCAAGCGGUCGUUUACAACGUUGCUAAACAUCAAAACCAAAUUUCUUAAUAUCUUCACGUCGAAGAGUUAAAAUAGUUCAGUAUUUACAAUAGGAAUAGUUGCUCAAUUUAAUGCAUUUUAUAUAUAGGCGUAUAUUUCUCAAUGAAAUAAAAUUCGCCGUACUAGUCAAAAUUAUGGCUUAUGUUAGAAAUAUCUGAUGAUUCUACUCAUGUUGUGCAAAAUAUGAAUUGUAUAAUUGCUAAUUUAUACUAUCGUUAAUACUGCAAUACCUAGCAAUACAUACAUAUACGACAUAAAAAAAAAUACAUAAUACCAGAUGUUUUCCAAAUAAAUAUGUUUUUAAGUUUCACCAUUUUUUGACAUGUAAUAAACUGAAAUAUCAACGACGAUGUAUAAACGUCUAGAAUUUGCUAUUUUAGAUCUUAUACAAUUCAACAUCUAUAUAUAAAUUUAUAGCUUUUUAUAAAAUUAUAUAUACUAUAUGCACAGACCUAUAAACUGAUAGUAGUCUCUGAUUGUACCAAUUGUAUUUCAAUAUAAUAAUAGUUGCUAUAUUAUGAUAAUUUGUGAUAUUUUGUGUGUUGUGAUAGAUUAAUAUUUAAGUUAAGAAAAAUGUCUCUGAAUUGUACGUGAACCUUUACUUACAAUAACUGAUGACAAAUAGAUCCCCGUCAAUUCUUUUUUAUUUUACUUUUAUUAUUUAUAUAAAAGAACUUAAAGACAAAUAAAAAUGAGAAAAUAAUUAGAAAUAAUUAGAGAAAUUAAAUAAUAUUAAGCAGUUUAUAUAAUUUUUUACAUAUUUUUAAUUUGAAUUCACAGUAUCUAUAAAGUAAAUGAUAAAUUGUAAAAUAAAAGAAUGGAGAGGGUGUAGCAAUUUUAAGGCACGACUGUUUUUUACACUGAAAGUGUAGUUGUCACUUUAUUGACAUCUGUCAAAACAUCAUGUCAAGUUUGACAAGUUAUUUUACAAUGACAGCUAUCUUUCGCAAUAAAAACUGUUAGUUGCUUAAAGUUAUAUUAGUCUUACCAAAUAUAAUCUUUUAUAAUUAAUCAAUGUAAUCUCAUUGUUUAGUUUAUAAUAAUUGUUUAUAAAAUGGUAAUGUGACUAUUCAAAUACAUCCUCUUACUUAUAAACGCUAAAUAAAGUUACGUCAUUAAUAAAAGAUUUUUUUUUUAUGGAUUUGACAUUAAAUAUUAAAUAGUCAUUAUCGUAACUAAAAUUAUACAACUAAUAACAAAAAUUAGUCUAUAAAUUAAAUUAUUGAGUAGCGAGAUUCUUAUAAGUAGGAGGAAGCAUAUGAUAUUGCAAUAAGGAAUUUUAUAUAUUUUAAAAUAAAUAUAUAUUAAGUACAUUUAUUGUUAUAUCCAAGGUUUCAUUCCUAUAUUUUUUAGUUUGUAAAAUAAUAGACAUAAUGUACUCGUAUCUAGUCGCUAUAAGUCGUUUCAAAUUAUAAGUAUUAUAAAUUUAGAUAUAUUAGCUUCAAAUAUUAAUUUAAGUAUAUUUUAAUGCUAUCCCUCAAUUAAAUUAUAAUACUAUAUAAACAAUUUACUAUUACAGUAUUUGUAACAUAUAAUUAGUUUACAUAAUAAAAAUUAUUUAAUUUUAUAUCUUACAUAAAUUAUACUGCAAAAU
This is a messenger RNA of Galleria mellonella (greater wax moth), 2315 nucleotides long. RefSeq lists its product as uncharacterized. The transcript has 2 exons. Bases 171 to 752 code for a protein of 193 amino acids. Lineage: Eukaryota; Metazoa; Arthropoda; Insecta; Lepidoptera; Pyralidae. The record is from RefSeq and is a predicted model, not a curated record.